AUGAGCGUGACGGGCGACGACCCCGACGCGGAUCACCAUGCCGAGCUGGCCGACACGGUGGCAGCCAUGAGCGUCAACACGCCUACUGCGCCCAACGGCUAUCGCUCGGCCGCCUCUCACCGGGCCCGCUUCUCCAACAGAAAGUUGUCCCUGCAGGAGCGCGGCGGACGCGUCUUCAGGCAGCCUACCAUCGAAACCAAGAGGGUGUCCAUCACUGACACAGAGGACUUUGUGCAGCUGAACCAGUACAAGCUCAAAAAAGAAAUUGGAAAGGGUUCCUACGGCGUGGUGAAACUGGCUUACAAUGAAGAUUCGGAACAGUAUUACGCUAUGAAGGUUGUUUCUAAGAAGAAGCUCAUGAAGCAAUUUGGUUUUCUGCGUCGCGCGAUGCCCCCCCAGCAGGAGGGCUUCCCAAAGGCUUCCCUGCCCUUGGAGAAGAUCUAUCGCGAGAUCGCCAUUCUCAAGAAGCUGGACCACCACAAUGUGGUCAAGUUGGUGGAGGUUCUUGAUGAUCCUGACGAAGAUGGACUUCACAUGGCCUUCGAACUGAUGACCAGAGGUCCUGUGAUGGAGGUGCCCACUGAGGAGCCCCUGACUGAGGAGCAAGCUCGCUUUUACUUCCGAGAUCUCGUCCUGGGCAUCGAGUAUCUGCACUACCACAAAAUUAUCCACCGGGACAUCAAACCGUCCAACCUGCUCCUGAGCGAUGACGGCCACGUAAAGAUCGCUGACUUUGGCGUGAGUAACGAGUUUGAGGGAGCGGACGCGCUGCUGUCCAGCACGGCCGGCACCCCCGCCUUCAUGGCACCCGAGACCAUGGAGGAACACCAACGAGAGUUUAGUGGCAAGGCGUUAGACGUGUGGGCCAUGGGGGUAACACUCUACUGCUUUGUCUAUGGAAAGUGUCCUUUUUAUGAUGACUACAUCGUUUCUCUGCAUAACAAGAUCAAGAACAAGCCUGUGGAAUUCCCACAAAUGCCUCAGACAAGCGAAGAACUGAAGCAUCUCAUUCAAAACAUGUUGGACAAAAAUCCACAAAGCAGAAUCACUGUCCCGCAAAUUAAACUCCACCCAUGGGUGACAGAGUCAGGAGCGUGCCCUCUUCCGCUGGAGGAGGAUCAUUGUACGGCAGUGGACGUGACAGAUGAGGAAGUUCAGAACAGCGUCACACUCGUUUCCAGCCUCUCUGCUGUGAUUUUGGUGAAAUCAAUGCUCAGGAAGCGCUCAUUCAGCAAUCCCUUUGAGUGUCACGCCAGACGGGCAGAGAGGUCCAUGUCUGCCCCCGGUGGUCUUUUAACGUAA
Nerophis lumbriciformis (worm pipefish) is the source of this 1302-nucleotide messenger RNA. Lineage: Eukaryota; Metazoa; Chordata; Actinopteri; Syngnathiformes; Syngnathidae. The record is from RefSeq and is a predicted model, not a curated record.